ACGACUAUGGGUAAAAUUCCGCUAGAUAUCGCAGACAAAAAAAUGUGAUGGAAUAUCGUAUCAUGAACUCGUGUGAAGAGGAAUCUCUAGAUCAACCACGAUGGAGAACGGCAAGAAGUCUAGAAUAGGGAAAACUAAUAUAACAAGGUCAAAAAGCGGUUGUGUUAGUUGUAGAAGACUACGGAUCAAAUGUGAUCAAACCAAACCAAGAUGUGAAUAUUGUAUGCAUACAAAUAGAGAAUGUGAAUACCCCAACAAUCUAAGAACGAUAGAAUUCAAGCCAUCAUAUCAUAAAAAUAGGCCACUAAGGAAAAACCAUGAUAAUAUUCCUAUUAAAAUUAGUCUAAAUGAUGCUUCCAGCCAGUUAGGUAUAUCAAACUUUGAAUUAAAGCUAUUAAAUUUCUUUCACCUUUAUUGUCUUGCAGAUAUAACCAAUGGAGUUGAUAAUCCCAUGCAAGCCCUUUGGAUGAGUAAAGUACAUCCAAUGUUUAUGGAAAGUAAAUUAAUAAGAAAUAGCAUAUUUUCCUUAGCAUCUUUGAAUUUGUAUCCAAUAUGUCAAAAUUUAAAUGAGAGCACCAUCAAAUCAAAUUCAUUUGCAGGUGAUGAUAUGUUUCCAGAAUCUAGUGAAUUGCUCAUUCGGGCGUCAAAAUAUUUCAGUAAUACAUUAUUAGGAAAGAAUGAAUUGAUAAAUAAGUUACUGAAUGAAAAUUACGCUACUCAAGAACUACAUACUAAAGUGGUUUUGGCAACAGAAUUAUCGGUAUCUAGUAUGAUUAUUGCCUUGUUUUUAAGUAUGCAUUCGCAUAGAAUAUUACCGUUGGUAUCGUUUGAUAGAACGGUACCUGAUUAUAUAUCCAUAUGUAGAGGGAUGCAUCUGUCUAUGAUAUCAUUUCAUUCCACAUUUAUAUGUAAUGUGUUUGAUGAUGUGCUAAAAUGUCAUAUGGUCAUUAAAAUACCAAAUUUUAAAGAAACUCCAUAUCCGAUUUUAGUUGCUUUACGUGAAGAUUUAGAUUUUGAAUAUAUGGACAAAGAAUUAUCAACAACUACAACGGAGGAAUAUAAUGCUAUGUAUGAUAGUCUUGAAAUAUUACAUUCAUGUAUAUAUAAAAGUAUGGUUGAUGGAUAUUCAGUUCCAUUACUUAGUUGGUUGUCGCUGUUACCAAGUCAGUUUUAUGAUUUGAUUUAUGAUAAGAAUUUCUUCAGUUUAAGAAUAUUAUACGUAUAUACAAGUUUGACAACCUUAAUUAAAUUUCAAAAUCACAAGGAUUCAACUUUAUGGGUGGAUUACAUGAGUUGGUAUAAGGAGUAUAAUUAUCAAGAAUAUGGUUGUUGGAAGUAUAAUAUGGACAAAUCAUUAUAUUCUCUAGAAUUUGGUGGUGAUUUUAAGUUUGGAACCGAUUAUUCAAAUUUAAAGACUUUUAAUCCUGAAGCUUUGGUUAUUUAGAAUGAAUAGUAUAGAAAAUAUUGUGUAUGUAUAUACUUUAAGUAAUGUUAACUACCGAAUUAUACGAAAUGUGUAGUUGUAUUUCAAACCCCAGAUUUAAGGAUUUAAAGGAUUUAAGAGAAGGGCUAUGGGGAAAAAUACGUAGAUAUCGCAGUUAUAAAAAAGUGAGAUGAAACAACUAAUUUAUGAUCUGAUAUGAUCCAUCUGUAAGUAGUUCAUUUACAAUGGAGAAUAGAAAGAAGCCAAGAGGAAGGACAACUAAUAUAACAAGAUCAAGGGGUGGUUGUCUUGCUUGUAAAAGAUUGAGAA
Molecule: messenger RNA, 1753 nt
Organism: Scheffersomyces coipomensis
Lineage: Eukaryota; Fungi; Ascomycota; Pichiomycetes; Serinales; Debaryomycetaceae
Product: Zn(II)2Cys6 transcription factor domain-containing protein
Exons: 2
Coding region: 101-1444 (447 amino acids)
Biological process (GO): regulation of transcription by RNA polymerase II
Molecular function (GO): DNA-binding transcription activator activity, RNA polymerase II-specific; zinc ion binding
Source: RefSeq, a predicted model, not a curated record